Molecule: messenger RNA, 672 nt
Organism: Penicillium cinerascens
Lineage: Eukaryota; Fungi; Ascomycota; Eurotiomycetes; Eurotiales; Aspergillaceae
Exons: 3
Coding region: 1-672 (223 amino acids)
Biological process (GO): meiotic strand invasion involved in reciprocal meiotic recombination; meiotic joint molecule formation; homologous chromosome pairing at meiosis
Cellular component (GO): condensed nuclear chromosome; DNA recombinase auxiliary factor complex
Molecular function (GO): recombinase activator activity; double-stranded DNA binding
Source: RefSeq, a predicted model, not a curated record
AUGUCCUCUAGCUGUCCCCGGCCUCAAGCCAUCACGAAACUUGCUGACGAUCUUUUUGAAAAGGCCAUAGAAGUGUCCGCAAAUCUACACAACAGGGUUACCAAAGCGCAAGCUGUAAAGCUCCUGCGAGAAUUGCACCAGAACGAUAAGAUUAAGGAACGAGUGGCAGGUCAAUCCCCAUUUGCGUCCCGAUAUCUGGGACAUCUACUGAAAUUGAGGCUACUUCUAGGGAAGCAAGUAGUCUACCACGCUUUGCAGGGUCCAUCGCAGGACGCAACUCCAGAAACGCUCACCGCACUCCGCCAUGAAAUUGAACAGCUUCAAGGCCAGCUUUCUUCCACCAAAGGAGACGAGAAAAAAGCCCGGGCUUCCUUGGCAGCUCUCGAGGCCAAGCCUCGACUUUCUGCCCUUCGACGGGACAUUGAACGGCUCGAAGAAGAAAAGGAGGAAAUCCAAGCUCGUUUAGGAUUUCUUCAUGAUAGCGACACCGUCCAGAUUUCCCUGGAAGAACGGUCCAAGCUUGAAGAAGAGAGGCGACAGUGGCAGCGACAAGCCGCCAUCCGCCGUCGUAUCUGUCGUGAUUUGUGGGGGCGAUGCACGGAGGUUUUGCCCGACAAUACGAGCUCGCCGGAGUUAUGGGAGUCUCUGGGGCUUGAAGGAACGCUCCAAUGA